This is a messenger RNA of Brienomyrus brachyistius, 3772 nucleotides long. It is a transcript of the gene plod3, whose product is annotated as procollagen-lysine, 2-oxoglutarate 5-dioxygenase 3. NCBI's taxonomy places the organism in Eukaryota, Metazoa, Chordata, Actinopteri, Osteoglossiformes, Mormyridae. Gene Ontology annotation, molecular function: L-ascorbic acid binding; iron ion binding; procollagen-lysine 5-dioxygenase activity. Gene Ontology annotation, biological process: peptidyl-lysine hydroxylation. The transcript is spliced from 19 exons. Gene Ontology annotation, cellular component: endoplasmic reticulum. Bases 119 to 2323 code for a protein of 734 amino acids. The record is from RefSeq and is a predicted model, not a curated record.
UCUGAGCCAUGAUAGAAGAUUUCCCAAAACUUAGGGUCUACAGGAAGGGCAGACGGGAACAAGAGUAGGAGGGCUGUACACUUAUAUUAAAACAACAAGAAUUUAUCGAAGGGCAGCAAUGCAGUCGCUACUUAAUGCGAUCUGUGUGUCAUUCCUUUACUUUACAGUCUGUGCGACGGCUGCGGACAAAAGGACCUUAGAUCCAGGGAACCUGCUGGUCAUCACCGUUGCCACUGAGGAGACUGAUGGUUUCAACAGGUUCGUGAGAACUGCCCGGCAGUUCAACUACACCAUGAAGGUUCUGGGCCUGGGUGAGGAAUGGAAAGGUGGAGACGUGGCCCGUACUGUCGGCGGGGGGCAGAAAGUACGCUGGUUGAAGAAGGAGCUUCAGCGGUACAGCGACAGGGAGGACCUGGUCAUCCUCUUUGUGGACAGCUAUGAUGUAAUCCUGGCCAGUGGCCCCCAGGAGCUGCUCUGGAAGUUCUCCCGGAUGGGUCACCGCGUGGUCUUCUCCGCAGAGGGCUUCUGCUGGCCCGACCAGAGGCUGGCAUCCAAGUACCCGCCCGUCCACACGGGGAAGCGCUACCUUAACUCUGGAGGCUUCAUAGGUUAUGCCCCCGAUCUCAGCGCCAUCGUGCAGCAGUGGAAGUACAAGGACAAUGACGACGACCAGCUAUUCUACACCAGGAUCUAUCUGGACCCGGCUCACCGGAAAAAUUUCAAUAUGACGUUGGACCAUCGCUCGCGCAUCUUUCAGAACCUCAACGGGGCCCUCGAGGAGGUGGUUCUGAAAUUCGAGAAGGAGCGCGUCCGGGCCCGGAACGUGGCCUAUGACACACUCCCUGUCAUCAUACAUGGCAACGGACCCACCAAGCUGCAGCUGAACUACCUCGGGAACUACGUGCCCACGGCCUGGACGUACGAGGCGGGUUGCGGCGUCUGUGACGACGAUCUUCUGGACCUCAGCGACGUCCCGGACGAGGAGAUGCCCCUGGUGCACGUAGCCGUGUUCAUCGAGCAACCCACACCUUUCCUGUCUGAGUUCCUACACAGGCUGACCACAAUGAACUACCCCCUAGACCGGAUCAGGCUCUUCAUUCACAACAACGUCGUCUACCAUGAGAAGCACAUCCAGGACUUCUGGCAGGAACAUCAGACUCUGUUCCCAGAUGCCCGGAUCGUGGGGCCCGAGGAGAACCUGCAGCAGGACGAGGCUCGGACGAUGGCCGUGGAAGCAUGUCGUAAGGACCCCACGUGUGAUUACUACUUCAGCAUCGACUCUGACGUGGCGCUUAUCAACCCGGACACACUGAGGAUCCUUAUCGAGGAGAACAAGCCAGUGAUUGCUCCCAUGUUGUCUCGCCAUGGUAAACUGUGGUCCAAUUUCUGGGGGGCACUGAGCCCCGAGGGGUACUACUCCCGGUCAGAAGACUACAUCGAAAUCGUCCAGGCCAAACGCAUAGGGGUCUGGAACGUUCCCUACAUCACGGGGGUGUACCUGAUAAACGGGGAGACGCUGCGCACCCGCUUGGCCCAGGUCAGCCUCUACAUGCAGGACGGCAUGGACUCCGACAUGGUUCUGUGCAGCGCCGUCCGUGACCAGGGCGUCUUUAUGUACGUGUCAAACCGGGAUGAGUUUGGCCGCCUCGUCGCCUCCACCAACUACAACACGAGCCACCUGUACCCUGACAUGUGGCAGAUUUUUGACAACCCCGUGGAUUGGAAAGAAAAAUACAUCCAUGAUAAAUACUCCGCGAUCUUCGAUGACGACACGAAUUUUAUUGAACAGCCCUGCCCUGAUGUCUACUGGUUCCCAGCCUUGUCGGACAGGAUGUGCGAUGAGCUGGUGGAGACCAUGGAGCACAACGGCCAGUGGUCGGGCGGGAAGCACAAGGAUGAGCGUCUGGCCGGUGGGUAUGAAAACGUGCCCACUGUGGACAUUCACAUGAACCAGAUCGGCUUUGAGAAGGAGUGGCUGAAGUACCUGAAGGAGUACAUAGUGCCCGUGGUCGAGAAGCUGUAUCCUGGAUACUACUCUAAGGCCCGUGCCAUAAUGAACUUCGUGGUGCGAUACCGACCCGACGAGCAGCCCUUUCUGAGACCCCAUCACGACUCUUCCACCUACACCAUCAACAUUGCCCUCAACCACAAGGGCAAGGACUUCCAGGGAGGCGGGUCCCGAUUCUUGCGGUACAACUGCCAGGUGGAGACCCCCAGGAAGGGCUGGUCCUUCAUGCACCCGGGCCGCCUGACCCACUACCAUGAGGGGCUCCCCACCACCCAGGGAACGCGCUACAUUAUGGUGUCAUUCAUCGACCCCUAGGAGCCUGGCCGGAUUCCAAACUGGAGCGGCGGCUGGCGUCCAGGACGAUAUACGGAACAUUUCAGCUGGGACGCGGUUGCUUAAAAUGCCUUCUUCCACUUGCCAUAAUGGAGUUUAGGUUGACAGGAAUAUCCUCUGGGGUGAGAUUACAGCAUUUUACAGCAAAAAAACACUGUAGCGUUGGAGAGAAAGCAGACAGCUCCAAUUUCCAUGAAAAACGACGUGACUAAAUAUUGCGACAUUUAAUGUUCUGUGGAAAAAUAUCGAGAAGUAGAAUUGGAGGGUAGUACUUGAAAUACUGGGUAUUUUUGUGGGUGUGGCUUAAUCGUGGCAUAAACUGUAUUAGCCAUGAAUUAGUGUCAGUCUAGAACAACUGUGAACCAAGUGUCCUCAGUAAUGAGCCGUUCGGCUUGUUGGUCCUGCAUAGUGGUCUUGUCAUUUCAAAGAAAACACUACAGUAGUAGCAAUUUGGGUUUGUGUUGCUAUCAUGUGUGACCUAUUAUGAGAUUUGGAUGAGCCAGGAUCCCGUUUCCCAGCAUGCCCUAGCAGUGUUGUCCUGCUUCAACUUUAGACAUCACCGUCAUUCUGACAAUCAGUUACAUCUGGGCUGCUGUACGUUCUCUCCCUCUCUCUCCCUCUCUCUCUCUCCCUCUCCCUCUCCCUCUCUCUCCCUCUCCCUCUCCCUUCAGCCCAAAGCUAGUUUUCUGGGGGGUUCAAUCUGUAUUGCACUUUCAUCGGUCUAGACAGUCAUUAGUUUGGAGAGUCAUCAUCGGGAUGUGAGAUAUCUGCAGGCCCUGUAGGCCACAUCAAAAGUGCAAUGUGAGGUUUUCCAAAUGGAUUCUUACGUGAUUUUUUUUCCAUAUCUAGCCCCAAGAUUUACUUACGUACCAGAAAGUAUUUAUUUAGUAAAAUUUAACCAAACUUCAUUCCGUGUUCCCUCUGAGACCCCAGAACACAUGGCUAAGGAUGAUUAUAAAUUAUCCUUUGUCAACGGUUUUACUUUUGUUGGUAUUUUUUGGUCUUUUUUUUAUUUGACGAAAUUUAAGUUGCCUUUCAUUCUGAAGUGGCUCGGUCAGAUUGGCAUUUGACACUCCCUGAGUAUAGAAAGAUUUAUAUAUUUCAUACGAUGCUAAAGGUGGUUAAUAUUCAGAGGAUAGUGCAGCUCAUUUGUUUAUUAAAAUAUUUUUCUAAACACAAUUUUAUGAAUUUUCCUCACAUUUUUUUUUAUAAGUCUUCAGUCAUGAAAAUGGGAUUUGCAUUAAUCAAAUAUUGUACUUCACAUGUUAGGGAAUGUUUAAAGCAUUUCAUUGGUUAUUAAUUAACUGGUCUGAUUACUAAUAUCUUGUUAUACUUCUGUGUAUUGCAAUUCUGUUUGGUUUCGUUUGUUGUCAGUGCUCUGUACAAAGUGUUAAUUUAUUUGUAUGUUUUAAAAGUCUGUUUAAAAUUGAA